AUGCAUUUGUCAACAUAUCACGUUGUGCCAAUCACUCUUGCUGCUUGUGCUGCGCUUUUGAACGCCCCAGCAGUUUUAGCAGCUAUGGCGGACCGAAAGGCCAUUAUUUACGACUUUGAGAAGUUGGAAGACUAUCAGCAGAAGAAUGAAACCGUCCUUGAUAUUGUCAAAAAGGACACCGGUGUUGACUUCUGGAGGCAGACACGGACAAUUCCUCCCACUUCUUAUCCUCCACCUAUGACUUUGGAGGCAAUUGAGAAGCUGAAGGAAGUCAAGGGGGUUAUUGUUAAGGAUGUUCCUUCUGAGGAAUUGUAA
This is a messenger RNA of Fusarium sp. VM40, 315 nucleotides long. The record is from the annotation of a GenBank genome assembly. Lineage: Eukaryota; Fungi; Ascomycota; Sordariomycetes; Hypocreales; Nectriaceae.